Messenger RNA from Pecten maximus, 4241 nucleotides. RefSeq names its product transcription factor Sox-7-like. Gene Ontology annotation, biological process: cell differentiation; regulation of DNA-templated transcription; anatomical structure morphogenesis. The record is from RefSeq and is a predicted model, not a curated record. NCBI's taxonomy places the organism in Eukaryota, Metazoa, Mollusca, Bivalvia, Pectinida, Pectinidae. Gene Ontology annotation, molecular function: RNA polymerase II cis-regulatory region sequence-specific DNA binding; DNA-binding transcription factor activity, RNA polymerase II-specific.
CAGCACAUAGCCAUUUCCCAUUAUGGCUGUAUCUGCUGGAGGACACCAUACUGAACCAAUUGUUUUCAUACGUCAACGAUGUUGAAGUCGGAUUUGUUAUAUAAUAAUGAGAUUUGUACAUAGCCUAUUAUCUACAGGAUGUAAUAGACAUAUAGCUAUGGCCGAAGUCGUCCAAUCGAGUAUUUCCGGACGUCCAGUGAAUCUGGCCAAUUGCAAUGCAAAGUGUUUUAACGAUGGACACAUUCCAAUGGGUACUGUCCCUGCCUCAUGUGAAACUGGACACUAUGCUUCGCAAACGAAGCAUUCCACAUAUGAUAUGAUGAAGUUCAAUGGUAGCAUGUCCCCUCAGACAAUGAAGAAGGAACCACGUUAUGACUGGGUAUUUCCCAGGUAUCACUGUAUGUACGAGACUGAACAGAUUCCAUGUGAUAUGAACAUAGUGUAUGAUUCUACUGGCGAUAUUCCAAAGCAGGAACAGAGAAUCCGAAGACCCAUGAAUGCUUUCAUGGUAUGGGCAAGGACGGAAAGAAAACGAUUGGCAAGCGAGAACCCGGAUGUCCAUAAUGCAGAUCUGAGCAAAAUUUUAGGGAAAAAGUGGAAGGGCUUGCCAGCAGAUGAAAAAAAGACUUUUAUUGACGAAGCUGAACGACUACGAGUCCGGCAUAUGCAAGAAUACCCUGAUUACAAGUAUAAGCCAAGACGUAGGAAGCAUCCGAAAAAAGCUCUCCGCAAAGUUUUGGAUAAAACGCCCGAGCAUCUUAAUGAACACAAAAAGCAGCAACAUUAUAAUGACGGCGCGAUUGAAAAUACCAGUCAUUCACCAGUGACAAAGAUGUACGGUGGAUAUCUUAUGGAAUGUAAAGACUCCGAGAACAUGCAAUGCAUUCUGCGAAAUCCAAAUACACCAGAGUCAUCAUCGUCAUCCUCUCCACCACAGCCUACCGGUGCCCCAAGCACAUACAACCAUGACUAUCUCCCCAAAACUUACGGGCAUCAUCCAUAUCUAACAUUGACCCCAGAAUCAUCACCUAUCGAAGUCAAAGAAAGAAAGUUUUCUUUUUCAUUUGAGGAUACGUCAACUCAAUUUAGAACGAACACCGAACAGCAAUUUUACUCCGCGUGUUUGCGAAAUUUAAGUAAAAGUAAAUAUCCAGAAUCGCGUGGGAUGGACACGGCUAGUUCACGGUCAAACAAUAAUUGCUUUCACGAAAACCUUGCUCCUCUAAGACAAUUGGUACAAAAUCCGCAUAUUGCGUCGAAUCCAUGGCACCAGUACAACAAUGCUCAAUCGAUGUCGUCGUAUGCAAAUACAUUGCUCCCAACUUCGUCUUCAUUCCAUGAAGGGAGUUAUAUAUCUCCUUAUCUGAGUAAUGAUCAGUUAUUGCUGCAAAACAUGUCUGAAGACGAGUCUUUAGCCAACGUGGAUCCCCAAGAGUUUGACCAAUACCUGGUGGGAAACACAGAUACGGCCCUGACAAGAGGAGGUAACAAAUCACCUUAUUGUUCUACGUCUGACGAAAGCGAUGUGACAAACGAUUCAGCUCUUCAAAUAAAACUGGAAAACGAGUCUAGCGAAUCAGAAGUUGACAAUAUCUAGUACUUUGUAUAUGAUGAUAGGCAUUUUUUAAUGUUGUCAUACCAUUUGUUACUGGUUAGCAUUAGUUAACCACAUUCUUAACUCAGUGGUUGAAAUCUUUCUAUGUAAUAUGGAAGAAAUUCCUCGAAAUGUCUGUGCAAUCAUUGAUUACCUGUAUAAAAAGUCUGGGCUCUUAGAAGUCAAAUUAACGUUUGUAAGACGUAUGGAUGAUUAAAUUGGUCAGAUAGACAUGCCUCUUCACAUCCAAAGAAACCAGUUCCAUCAAUGGAAGGUUGAGACAGCAAUGGUUUACUGGAAGCGCUGACGUUAUAAAAUAAAUACAGAAAUGAAAUUGGCAGCUUCCAUAUAGCUUUCCGAUGUACCAAAUGUUAUCAUAAUACAUAGAAAUUGUAUAUAUUUUUCUAUGAUGUUAAAAUUGUUUGUAUUUUUAAUCUUUGUAAAGUUUUACAAGUAUUCUCAAGUCAAAUGUUCAAUACCCAUGACAAAUAUAUAUCAUAUUAUUUAUUUUCCUUACAUACUUUCAUUUUCAUUUUUACUUUCAUUAUGUGUUAUUCAUUAAGGAUAAUGACAAAUCAAUUUUACUGUAAUCAUCUUAUAUCUGAAUUGUAACUUUUGAUAUUACAAUUCAAGGUUUUGUAUAUUACGUAUAUUAUAAAGAUAUAGCCAACUUUUUUUUGUAUAAAGAAAAGUGGUAUCGAUAAAUUUAAGCAAAUACCAGCACAUGGUUUCGUUUGCCUUGUGACAGAAAAUAUCGUAAUGUUGACGACCAUCCACAAAGGGACAUAUAAAAAAGUCCAUAAAUCAGUAAAAGUAAGUUUGCGAUCUAGGUUUAUUUGUGAAUUGAUACAUUAAUUCAGAACUUGACAAACCGGUUUUCAAUAACGAAACCAAAAAAGACGUAUAUGUUUUCAUACUUUGCCUCCAUGACACAAAGAUAGACAACGAUGAUAUCAAUAUAAAAUACAUGUUUUGUAGUGACUUUCUAUUUAGGGUUCAUUUUAAGUCAUUGCUUUUUUUAAUUUAAUAUGAUCUGAAAAUUAAUAAUGAAAACAACAUAGCCAGAUAUGAAAAUGUUCAUAUGUAAUAUAUAUAUAUCAUUUCUGUCUACAUAUGUAUUAAGAUAGCAUUGACCAUUCCAAAUCUUUACUUGACAUUUCGGGUUUUAUAUAUUGAGUGAUAUUACCAAUCAAGUAUCUGUCAUAAUUGUUACAAUAUAUAUAUAUAUAAUGUGUAUUCUUGCUGCCAUAUUCAUUCUCCACAUGAUGGGUUUUUAGUUUAUAAAUAGUUAUGUAUAAAAUUUAUAUUUUGCAGAACUGAUUUUAUAUGCUCUGUGUGUAAUCAUUAUUAGAACUACUAAAUCUGAUUUCCCCAUUUUCCAUUAAUGCCUAAUAAGGAUACAACUUAAAACUACUCUGAUGAGCAAGUUUCGGGACAUUUCAAUUUAUUAUACAGUAAAACUUCCAUCAGACGAGCCGGAUUACAACUCUUUCCUACUUAUUAUGAUGUAAAUUAGAAUCUCCGGAUUUAGCCCCUCUUUACUUGUACUUGCAUCAAAACAGAUAACGGGUUUUUUUUUUUCUAAAAUUGAAAUUUUCUUUUGAUACGAAGUAGCUUCCUGGACACUGCAUGGAAAACACUUUCUUUUUUUCCUCGAAAUUCUAGCCUCGUUUUUGAAGUGGCAAUAAGUGCAGGAAUGUUAGAAUAGUUGUACGGGUAUUUUGAAUCAAUGUUAUUUAGCUUUUCAUUGUGAUUGUCAUAGUGAUUCAUAUGUAGAGCUUUUCAAGAGCUUCAAAUAUAAUACAACCAGAGCUUUUUCCUUGGUUUAUUUGUUCUCACAAUAUGUAUGCUACUUUUACUGAACGGUUUGAUCUUUACACCCAAAUGUACAUGUUCUGAAAGUCCUUGUCGAUAGGAAAAAAAUCUUCCAUAAAAGACAUUCCGUCUUAUUGAAAAUUUCCAUAUGCUUAUUGUUUCAUGAUAUUUUAAAAUAAACUUAUCAAAGUUUUUUUUAAUCGAAACGUAAAUCUGUCAUGAUUCUUACUGAUGUCGUCACAUAUUUGUAAUUUUUACAUUAAGGUAUAUUGGGAUUAGUUUGAAAACAGUCUUUUGGAAAAAUUACUUGAAAGUCCUAUAAUGAAGUGCGAAAGUAUGAAUGUAUUUCCUCUGGUCCUGUAAAAUACAUUAUAAACAAGUUUUAUCGUAAGUUCAACCUAAAAUAAAAUUAAAAAUGAUUAAUUUUAUAGAUAUAUGCUAGUAUAAGACAUUAUUAAUAAAAAAAGAAGAAGGUUGAUAUGUAUACAUGUAGGUGCACUGCUAAGUACACUCCACAAAUCCCUGUUCAUGGGAUAUAUAAAUGAUGGCGUCUUUGAUGUCAGAUCUGAGGAAACUCAUUUCAUUUUAGUCUAGUUGUAUUUGUUAUAACGAUCAACCAGAGAUCUGAUACAAUUAAUGUUUUAAUCUUUAAAUAAGAUAAAAAAAAAUAAUGUUAUCUAUUAUUAACGAGUCGUUGUACAUCAGUAUUAAAUCAUGUGUAUUUUCCUGAAUGCCAACUAUUUCACAGCAGGAAAUGUAUCAUAUUGUAUUUUUAUAUGUCGUGUGUGAAUAAAGAAAAACAGACAACAUGGAAUAAAAUCACUUGAAAUAA